This is a messenger RNA of Doryrhamphus excisus (bluestripe pipefish), 2342 nucleotides long. Its product is annotated as mannose-P-dolichol utilization defect 1 protein. Gene Ontology annotation, biological process: oligosaccharide biosynthetic process. The record is from RefSeq and is a predicted model, not a curated record. NCBI's taxonomy places the organism in Eukaryota, Metazoa, Chordata, Actinopteri, Syngnathiformes, Syngnathidae.
UGUUUAUGCUACAGCACAUUGACUGUAGACCUUUGCUAUAGACCGGUAGCGGACUGCUGGCUACACAAUGGCGGAGGAGGCGACUUUGAUGAAAACUUCCUCCUUCAUGGAUCCUUUUAAAGGCUUUUUGUUGACGUAUUUGAUACCCGAGUCGUGUUACGACGAGUUCUUUAUCAAAUUCAACCUUUUGGACGUUCCAUGUCUGAAGAUUCUGAUCAGCAAAGGACUGGGGAUAGGUAUCAUCCUCGGAUCAGUGAUGGUGAAACUCCCUCAGAUCUUAAAGAUGAUGGGGGCUAAGAGCGCCGAGGGUCUGAGCUUCCAGUCGGUGCUCCUGGAGCUGGUGGCCAUCACGGGGACCAUGGCCUACAGCAUCACUAAUGAGUUCCCGUUCAGCGCUUGGGGCGAGGCGUUUUUCCUCAUGCUGCAGACGAUCACCAUCGGUUUCCUCAUUCAACACUACACAGGAAGAACCGGCAGAGGUGGUGUUUUUGUGCUGGUGUACUUGGGGUUGCUGUUCCUGGUGCUGUCGCCAAUCACUCCUACGUCCAUGGUGACCACCAUGCAAGCCUUCAACAUGCCUGCCGUCAUCGUUAGCAGGCUGAUCCAAGCGGCCACUAACUUCCGGAAUGGGCACACCGGCCAGUUGUCGGCCAUUUCCGUCUUCCUGUUGUUUGCUGGAUCACUAGCACGCAUCUUCACAUCACUUCAGGAAACGGGCGACACCCUGAUGGCGUUGACCUACGUGAUCUCCUCGUGCUGCAACGGCCUCAUCGCCCUGCAGGUGGCGUACUACUGGAACAGCUCCUCAGAGCGCAAGAAGAGGAAGAAGAGGAAGAAGAAAGAUUAAUAGUGAGAACGGUUACCGUAUGCAGCUGUCAUAUACAGUCGUCCCUCGGCACAUCGCCGUUCCAAUUUGGCUGCGUCGCUCUAUCACGGUUCAUCCAAAAUAUAUUCAUAAAUCACGCUGUUGUGUCGUAGUUCAGCCUCAUUUGCGGAAGUGACGCCAUGGAGGUGCAAUCACUAAGGUAAACAAAGGAGCGUAUCGGACACAGGAUGUUUACCGUAAUAUAGAUUAUUAGUGUAUAUAUGCGAUAGAUUAUUGCCGUAGUUGUCCCCCACAGUAAACGUAGCGCUGUCAAAACAUCUUUCUAUAACAUGUAUAGUGCUUUGCAGCGUUGGCUCUAUCACGGAACAGUGCAACUUUGACGCCAUGGUCUUUCCUCCUUGUAUUCAUGUUUUUUUCCCCGUGUACGGGCGGAAUAGCAUCAUUUUUCACAAUACAUUUAUACGCUACUUUCAAGAGCAGUCAUCCGCGAAACAAUCACUGCAAAGAACAGAACCUGAGGUUGGUGUCCAUCUGUCUCUGGUUCUCUGCACUUGCUUGGUCCAUUGUUGUCUUAAACGCUCCUCUUUUGGAAAUGAAAUCCAACUCACGAUAUCACUUGGAGACUGUGAACAUCCAGCAGCAACACGUUUUGGCAUGAUUAGUCUCCAUGAAAAUGAUACUGAGCCGAGUUGACAAUCUACGUCGAGAAGUGUUACCCCAACGACGUCACCUCCGGAAAUGAGGCUGAGCUGUUAGCUACUUUGUCGUGGCUGGCGCCAUCAACUACGUAGAAAUGGCAUUUUGGCAAAUUUAACAUUUUUUGUAAAAUUGAAAAACGUAGAACAUAAUUACAAACGACACAUAACAUUUAAGUGAAGUUGGUGAAUAAUGUCGGACCUUUUUAAGGACAUUUUUUUGCCUAACUGUAACAAUUGUGGCAGAAAAAUGUCAAAAUGAAUAGAAGUACAAACAAACAUUGAAAAAGUGAUAUGGAGUAUUCUACACCGGUCUCGUCUCGAGAUGUCAGUAGGCCAAACACGCAAGAACCUCAGCUCAUUGCCGGAACACCAUACUGCAGGUUUAGCCUUCAAUAUGAACUUUAUGGGAUUAAAGAUAGUUUUGCUUUAUGAACGGGCGGGUAUGCGCCUCCUGUUCCAGGCGCAGUGCAACUUUAUUGUUCAAACCACACAACAGAAAGACAAAGGGCAAAGCCAAAAGACAGCGUUUGGUACAAAUAUUCCGGUUGUAAAGAACGAAUCCAAAAUCUAUUUAUCACGGGCGAACCGCGAUGAACGAGGACUUCCUGUACGUCCUUGAUACUUGGCCAUCGUGAUCAUGGUGCAGUUACAAUGCAAAUAUACAUUCCUUUUUCUUUGACUUUUAUGUCUAAACAUUGAAGUGUACAUGAAGCAUUGUCUUUUUGAUGAUUUUAUUGGUUGGUUGUUUUAACUUUCAACCCCAACUUCCUGUGACAUGAGGAAAAGGAAUAUUGGGAGAAUAAAGUUGUUGGACACAA